AUGCGUCUCCAUGAAUACCUCCUGUUGGGCGUGUCAGUAGCCAUGUGUGUCGACGCUCGUGUCCUCAUAACCGAGCAAGUCGAUGCUGUCAUCGCCGAGGACGUCGAUGCUCUCAUGGCUCAGGAUGGCAGCGCCUUGAACGAAGUGUCAUUCGAUCCAACCGAUGCCAUGGAACGUCGACUCUAUUCCCGAAGCUUGCCUCCAUGCAAGGAAUUGUAUGGCGAAUCGUUCGAGACCAAUGCCACGGCUCAGGUGAUUGCGAACGCAAGAUACAGUCUUUCGCAUACUGUCAAGUACCCAAGCAUUGGUUGGAAACAUCAAAUUUGUAACCAUUGGCAAGUGCUUUGCAUGUCUCUUGCGGGAGGCAUCGACUGGGACGGUAACUCAGGCCAGAUUGGCACCAUUAUGGGACACUGGCAUGGAGAAGACGGCUCCGAGCUCCUGGCAGUGCAUUACUGGCACAACGAAUUGGGCUUCACAGGCAGGAACGCCGGUGCCAAGAUAUAUCCAGCCCACGGCUGUAUAUUCAUCUGUGUGAAGGGCUACAUGAAUGCCAAGGUCAUGUACUCUGGAUACAGAGACCGCCAAGGAAAUCAAAGAGGUGUGAUAGGGAAUGACACGGCGCGCACAGGACUUGACCCGAAAGGGAACCCCAGAGAUCCAGACUGGUGGGAUGGGCCUUGCAGGUGUUACGGUAACCAGCGUUGGGAUAUAUUCGGCAGUGAUAUUGCGUUUGAGUGGAGGAAGGGCUAG
Messenger RNA from Cercospora beticola, 753 nucleotides. RefSeq lists its product as uncharacterized. Lineage: Eukaryota; Fungi; Ascomycota; Dothideomycetes; Mycosphaerellales; Mycosphaerellaceae. The record is from RefSeq and is a predicted model, not a curated record.